AAGAGAAGGAAAUGAAGGAAAGGAAGAAGCCAGAGUGGGGCUGUGUAUUUGUUUUUGUGAGUGAAAAUCAGUGACCUCCAUUCUAUGUUUUUUUUCCAGCCCAGCCGACCAUGACAUUCCCGUGAGAGAGACAAAAGAGUAAUAUUAACAUAACAAUAUUAGUGACCAUUAGAGCUCUCUCUCUCUCUUUCUCACUUAUCCUACGCACCUUUCUUCUAGCUGUCUUUUUAUCCGACACCCCACCACCAGGAACCAAAAACCAGUAGACCUGACAGUACAUGGCAUUUGCAAUUUUGUGUGGGAUUUAACCUAAAGCCAACCUAGUGAUGACCGUUAAUGUACGUUGGACAGAAUUCUACUGAAAUUUCUGAAGGACCCCCCCACUGUACCUGAUGCUGUUUUAUCAGUUCUUGGCCUCAUUGUUUUGGCUUGAUCUGCUUGGAUUUGGGUUUUUCUUGAUGAGUAACCAAUGUCCAUUUCAGUUAAUUUCUUAUUUAUUGCCAGGAAAAGUAUCUUCUUUUUGAGCAGCUGGUGUUAUUCCAAUUACAUGUGGGAUUUAUGUAAAGGUUAGGCUGUUAAACGUAGUUUGGUUUUUUUGUUGAAGAAUCCCAUCAAUGUGGUCUUGUUUGGAGAGUUUGGAUGGAUGUAUGUGAAUCAGAGCAACGAUUUCACAAGCUUGCUGCCGUGGAUACCACAAGACCACCCCUUGUUCCUGCUGAAAAGAAUAAUGCACCGCUCACUACCCGACGUCCUCGAACAAGGGAAGUUAGUUCGAGGUAUAAAUCACCCACUCCAUCAACACCUUCCGGUCCCAGGCGUUGCCCAUCUCCAAACCUCACUAGAACAACCCCUACACCUUCCCAGUUGGUGCAAAAGAGAGCUGUAUCAGCUGAGAGGAAGCGGCCCUCAACACCACCUUCACCUCGAAGUCCAUCUACUCCAGUUCAUGAUUCAUCAAUAGCUAUGCAGAUAUCAUCUAGAAGGCUAUCAACUGGCCGUAUACCAGAAAGUUUAUGGCCUUCUACUAUGAGAAGUCUUAGUGUUUCAUUUCAGUCUGAUACUAUUUCUAUUCCUGUUAGUAAAAAGGAAAAGGAAAAACCAGUGAGUAAUGUUUCCUUGGACCGCACUUUAAGACCUUCUUCAAAUAUGGCUCAUAAACAACAGUCAGAGUCAUCUACCUUAUCACAGAAGCCCACUCCAGAGAGAAAGAGAAGUCCUCUUAAAGGGAAAAAUGCACCUGAUCAGUCUGAAAAUGCAAAACCAGUUGAUGGUUUGCCUAGCCGAUUGAUAGAUCAGCAUCGAUGGCCUAGUAGAAUAGGUGGAAAAUUAUCUUCCAAUACAUUGAACAAAAGUGUGGAUCUGGGCAAUAAGAUCAUUAAAAGUUUAUCUACACCAGUUCCAGGAAUGUCUUCACUAAAGAGAAUGCCAAUGUCUGAUAGUUUGGGUAAACCUCUACAGAAAUCUGUUAGUGAUACUGCAAGGUUGUUACCACUUGAGGAAAUUGGUCAAGUAGGGUCUGAGGCAAAUUCAAUUGAUGGUAAGUCUCUGCUGGUAACUGGACCUGCUAGGCUCCUUUCUGUAAGUUCAUUGGAUAAAAUGACAUUAGCAACACAGGGAGUCAAAUCCCAGUCUUUGUCUGCUCCUGGAUCACGACCCCAGUCACCAAGUAGGACCUCUGUUUCUAGGGGUGUCAGUCCCUCUCGGGCAAGACCUUCCACUCCACCUGCAAGGGGAGUCAGUCCAACUCCAAGGGGAGUCAGUCCAUCACGGAUGAGGACAUCCUAUUCAUCUAGUCAAUCCCAUAGUUCAACUUCAGUUCUCAGUUUUAUCGCAGAUUUUAAGAAGGGAAGAAAAAGUGCAAGCUACAUAGAGGAUGCUCAUCAACUACGGCUUCUUUACAAUCGUUAUUUGCAGUGGCGAUUUGCUAAUGCCCGGGCAGAAGCUGUACUGUAUAUUCAGAAAGUUACUGUGGAGGAAACUUUGUACAAUGUUUGGAAUGCUACUUUGAGUCUGUGGGAUGCCGUGAUCAAGAAAAAGAUCAAUCUCCAACAGUUGAAGUUAGAGCUCAAGCUGAACUCAGUUUUGAAUGAUCAAAUGGCAUACCUCAAUGAUUGGUCAUUACUUGAAAGAGAUCAUCUAAGUUCUUUAUCUGGAGCAGUAGAAGAUCUGGAGGCGAGCACUAUCCGUCUUCCUGUAACUGGAGGGGCAAGGGCUGACAUUGAAUCAUUGAAAGUUGCUAUUUGCUCUGCUGUUGACGUGAUUAAGGCUAUGGGAUCCUCCAUUUGUUCUUUACUCUCAAAGGUGGAAGGGAUAAACAAUUUGGUUUCUGAGCUUGCUGCGAUAGCUGCACAAGAGAAAAACAUGCUUGACCAUUGUGAAGCUCUGCUGGCUUCAACUGCAGCUAUGCAGUUAGAAGAGUACAGCCUAAGAUCUCAUAUCAUACAAACAAAACCACCUUUGGAGAGGGAUAAGCAGCCAAUUUUGGCAGCCAAAACAUUUCCAUGGCCCUGACCAGCGGGUAUGCUAACAAUCUGCCAAUUUAUCAUUUAAGUGAGAUAAAAUACAAAAUCUGCUCAGUUCCCAGUAAAUGUAAAUUGCCUUUUUUUUUUUUCCUUAACUUAAAUGGUAAUUUUUUCUUCUUUAAUUUUUUACCUAUUAAAAAAUGGAGCUACUGGCUCUGUUUCUUCUACGUGUAAUUUUUGUAUCACGCAUAUGAAAAGAAAAUGCAAAGGAAGCAAAGGAUUUGAAAUUCAAUGUAGAGGCAAAGUUUAAGAGAGAAAGAUGUACGCACAAAGAAAAAGUUUUAAGAUGGAAAAAAGAUGUAGAGCUAGUUUAGUUGUA
Molecule: messenger RNA, 2841 nt
Organism: Theobroma cacao (cacao)
Lineage: Eukaryota; Viridiplantae; Streptophyta; Magnoliopsida; Malvales; Malvaceae
Source: RefSeq, a predicted model, not a curated record